AUGUUAGUUAAUGAAGGCUGGUUUGAAGUGUUGAGGAUCUUUGUUGUUGGUUUGCUGGGUUUGCAGAGCAUCAGGUGGUCUGGAUAUCCGGCUGUUCUUACGUGUGUGCUGGUCUUGACCUUGAGCUUCCUGGUCUUUGAGAUUGUAGUCGGCCAAAUCUGCAGAUCUCUCCUCAUCGCUGCGGACACCUUCCAUACGCUUUACGUUUUCAUAAAUCUGGCUCUAUCAGCAAUAAAGCAUCAUUCUAGUUCUCCCUGCUCACCCGAUACCUCCACGACUGCUGGUCCAUCCCGUCCAAACAUCUCUGCUUCAGGAGGUCCGAGUCCUCUGUAUGCUGAGGACUACAGAAGAAUGCGUCUCAAACCCUUCGGCAUCCUGAUCUCAGCUCAUGGCAUCGCACUCAUGGCAUCGCAGUGUGUCUCCAUUAGUCUGGAGAUUCUCACUCAUCUUGUCCAGCCAGAACCCAUUCAACACUCACUCCGGUCCAUUGUGGUUGGAGGAACUAGUCUGAUAUUCAAUAUACGUGUAUGGGCCUGGAGAAGAAGCAGCAGCGGGAUUGAAGAAGCUGCUGAUGGGAUCAGCAAGAGUCUGAUUCAGCUCCACAUUCUGUGGCUUCUGUAUUUUAUUAUGAUCGGUAAGGUGAAGCAUCUGCAGCAGAACGGCUGUGAGGAUCUUGAUGAUCACUGGGUUGUAGGAAGUGCUCUCCAGGAUGACACACUGAUGUUCUGCAACCCUGAAGCAUCUAGUGUUCUGGAUCCAGAUCCAGGCUGUCAGGACGGUUCUGCUGAGUUCCCAAACCACAGCAUCUCUGAUCCGGUUCAGUCCGGUCGUGCUCAAACGCCCACUCCCCGUAUCGCUGGAAGAUCUCAGGAAAUCAUUCAGCAUUCAGAGCAACUUCCAGAAGAAGCACGUCACUCCACCUGCACUGAACCCAGCGUUUUUGGUUUUUUGGACGGAUCAAGCUUGCAAAAGUCACCUUUGAAGGCGAGGGCCAUUGCUGAGGCACCAGCUGCAAACCAGCUCAUGUGA
Sinocyclocheilus grahami is the source of this 1029-nucleotide messenger RNA. RefSeq lists its product as uncharacterized. Gene Ontology annotation, cellular component: Golgi apparatus; endoplasmic reticulum; membrane. Gene Ontology annotation, molecular function: zinc ion transmembrane transporter activity; calcium channel inhibitor activity. Gene Ontology annotation, biological process: zinc ion transmembrane transport; intracellular zinc ion homeostasis; detoxification of zinc ion. The record is from RefSeq and is a predicted model, not a curated record. The transcript has 5 exons. The coding region runs from base 1 to 1029 and encodes 342 amino acids. Lineage: Eukaryota; Metazoa; Chordata; Actinopteri; Cypriniformes; Cyprinidae.